This is a messenger RNA of Setaria italica (foxtail millet), 1800 nucleotides long. RefSeq lists its product as uncharacterized. The record is from RefSeq and is a predicted model, not a curated record. The transcript is spliced from 10 exons. Bases 47 to 1468 code for a protein of 473 amino acids. NCBI's taxonomy places the organism in Eukaryota, Viridiplantae, Streptophyta, Magnoliopsida, Poales, Poaceae.
GUGUGUCCCUUCCGCUGCCGACACCUCACCGGUUGCCGCCGUCCCCAUGAACUUUAGGAAGCUUCGAGAUGCUUCCCGGGACACGUGGCCGGCCCACGUAGAGCUGCAGCUGCUCGAGCACGUUCUUGGCGCGUCUUCCCAUCCCAUAGACGCGGCAUCGAGCGGCAGCGGCUACGAAAUCAGGGGAAACCCAGGGGGCGUGGCGCGAAAACAGCCACCUCUCCCCAAAUCCACGCACGCCGGGGUGGUCGACGUCGCCGCGACGCGACGCGACGCUUCCAUCGGUCCCUCCCCACCUCUCCGGCUUUCCACGACACGGGCUCCCUGCUUGGCUGCCCCACCUGCUCUCUGUUUCUUUCCCUUCCCCGCGAGGCUGCGAUCCCACCACCCCCGCGCAUCCAGCGAGCGGCGGUCGGAGAACAUGGGCGGCGAGGACGACGCGCCGGCGGUGCGCGCAGAGGAGUCCGUCUCGGGGGGCGUCGACGUCUGGAGCGACGCCGUCUCCUCCCACGACCCGGACCACCUGCUCGUCAUGGUCCACGGCAUCCUCGGCAGUACUGCUGAUUGGCAAUAUGCUGCUAAUGAGUUUGUAAAGCAACUCCCUGACGAUGUAAUCGUGCACUGUAGUGAGAAAAAUUCAUCAAUGUUAACUCUAGAUGGAGUUGACGUCAUGGGGGAACGCUUAGCAGAUGAGGUGCUUGAUGUUGUUAGUCGAAGGCCAGAACUCACCAAAAUUUCUUUUCUUGCACACUCCGUUGGAGGAUUAGCUGCAAGAUAUGCAAUUGCAAAACUUUAUCGACAUCCAGAUGGUGUGUCUGAUGGAAAUACUAAAGGAACCAUCUGUGGAUUGGAAGCAAUUAACUUUAUUACUGUAGCAACACCUCACCUUGGUUCACGAGGAAAUAAACAGGUCCCCCUCCUGUUUGGAUCCCUUGCGAUGGAAAAGGUUGCUUGCCGGGUCGUCCAUUGGAUAUUUAGGAGAACUGGCAAACAUCUCUUUCUAACUGACGAUGAAGAAGGGCAACCACCACUGCUGCAGCGUAUGGUUGAAGAUCAUGGCGAUCUCUACUUUAUAUCUGCUUUGCGAGCAUUUAAGAGACGUGUGGUGUACGCAAAUGCUGACUGUGAUCAUAUUGUUGGCUGGAGAACAUCAUCUAUUAGAAGAAACACUGAGCUUCCUGAGUUGGCAGUAUCGUCAUCUGAGAAGUACCCCCACAUUGUACAUGAGGAGUACUCAGAAGAAAUUGAUGAUGAGAAGUGCCAAGAUUCCAUGACAGACUGUAAUUUGGACAUUCUUGAAGAAAAGAUGGUGACGGGUCUCCGAAGAGUUUCGUGGGAGAAGGUGGAUGUCAGCUUCCAGUCGAGCAUAACGAGCUUCGCAGCGCACAGCAUUAUCCAGGUGAAGUACGCGUUCAUGAACGAUGGAGCGGACGUGAUACAGCACAUCAUAGAUCACUUCCAGCUCUGAGAAUGUCCCCCCUGGCGGUGGUAGGAGAGAAGGUUUUUUUUUUCCUCGUUGACACUCGGCACGUACGUUCGCUUGGCGUGCUGAUCCAGUAGCUAGCAGCCGCACGGCAAAAUACGGAGCUGCCGAGUGCAGAUGCUGCUGAGCUCAUAGUAGUAUAAGAUUAGAUUUCAGCAGAUGCUCUGUCCUUGUGCCACGUGACAAUGUGUUGAGACUGUACAUAAGAGCAGUUCCACAGAAGGGAGCAGAGAAAAAUAGAGAGAGAGAACAUUAAUGUUGUACAUGUAUGAUACAUUUGUGCAAGAGAAAAUCGAAACCGUCCGUCCGUUGAUGCC